Molecule: messenger RNA, 297 nt
Organism: Cylindrotheca closterium
Lineage: Eukaryota; Bacillariophyta; Bacillariophyceae; Bacillariales; Bacillariaceae
Source: the annotation of a GenBank genome assembly
AUGCGAGCCUCUACAAUUGCUGCUACAUUUAUUGUGGCUGUGAUUUCCGCAAAAGCACAGCGUGUCUAUGUAGAUGACUAUGAGAAAAGACACACUGUAUCCGGAAAACCUAAGAUUGUCACGUUUGCUCAUACAGCAGUAUCAUUGUUUGAUUAUGGCCUUACAACCGACCAACUGAUAGGAACCUAUGGCGAAUACGUCAUCGAGAAAUCUGAUACUGAUUUCAAUUCACCUGAACAGACUUAUUCUAUAUUCUACAUUUCAUGUCAAACAUGUGAUGUUGUUUGUACUUGGUAA